Mercurialis annua (annual mercury) is the source of this 2652-nucleotide messenger RNA. Its product is annotated as probable hexosyltransferase MUCI70. Lineage: Eukaryota; Viridiplantae; Streptophyta; Magnoliopsida; Malpighiales; Euphorbiaceae. The transcript has 9 exons. The record is from RefSeq and is a predicted model, not a curated record. The coding region runs from base 622 to 2400 and encodes 592 amino acids.
UUCACAUCUUUUUAUUCAAAUUUAAAAUUAAGAUUCUAAAUUCCCUUUUUAACUUUAUAUUUUCCUUUUGCAAUACCCUCAAAUUCGGAGGAAAAUUAAUUUUUUCUUGCAUCAAAACGGAAAUUCCAGAUUUGAUAGACUAAAAUCAAAGAUUUAAAACCCUGUCCGCCAAUCAGAAACCCUAGAUUUAUUCUCUUAAAAAAAACAAAUUAGUAAAGUGAUCUGUGAGUUUAAUUUCAGAUUAGAUUCACAUUAUUUACUCUUUAUUGCACUAAAUUGACAUUUUUCUUUCUGCUUUUAAAUUAGGGCAAUCAGCCCCAGGAUUUUGGGGACAGUUCUAUGAAGUGGGUCUGAAGUAUUUUAGGUCAAUUUUGAGUAUUUAUUAUUUGGGUAGUUCUAUUUGAAGGCAAAAGCAACUGGGUUGUCUCCAAUUUGGAGAACCGGGUAUUGAAUUUUUUUCUCUAGUUUUGAUUACAUUGUAUGAUAUUGGUAGAUAAAGAAGAUAAUUUUGUGAAUUGAUGUGAAAAAAUUGGGUUUGUUUUUGUUUAGUUUAGUUUGAUGAUAAUUAGGAGAUAUGAGAGUGUUGUUAUGUAGUGUUGUUCUGAAGUUUAAGGAGAGAUAAUGACUGGAGGGUCAUUGGGUUUAGGGAUUCGGUCUAGUAGUUAUGGAUCAUUGGAGAAGCAUUUUCAACAACAUAACGGUGUUGGUGUUGUUGGUAGUAUUGGUGGUGGUGGUGGUGGUGGAGGGGUUAUUUUGCCUAUUCAAUCGGCGAGCCGUCCGAAACAAGGUAAAAUGCUUAAGGAGAAAGAGAGGAUGGUCCCUUGGAUCUUUAAGUUUGUUGGACGUAAAAAGGUUGGAAUGUUGUUCCUUUGUAUCAUCUCGGCUGCGGUUUUUGUUUGGGUCUUGUAUGUUGGAAAAGGUGAGGAUUCGCAGGACAGCGACCAUGUCCAAAACAUUAGCUUUAAUAGUACAUCACCCUUUAGCAAUACAGACAAUGAGAUAUCUUCAUUUCAGAACUUAUCAUUGAAGCCACCCCCACAACCACUGCCGCCGGCUCCUCCUCCUCCUCCUCCUUCUCCUCCGUAUUUUCUGGGCUAUACUCUUCCUCAAGGACAUCCAUGUAAUAGCUUUACUUUGCCUCCUCCACCAUCCGAUAAGAAAAGAACUGGCCCGCGGCCAUGUCCCGUGUGUUACCUCCCAGUGGAAGAAGCUAUCGCCUUGAUGCCAAAGUUUCCAUCAUUUUCACCAGUAAUUCAGAAUCUUACGUAUAUUCAUGAGGAUCCACCAAUUAGAAAUGGAGAAUUUGGAGGUUCAGACUUUGGUGGGUAUCCUACUUUAAAGCAGAGAAACGACUCUUAUGAUAUUAAAGACUCAAUUAGUAUGCAUUGUGGAUUUGUCAGAGGAGAAAAACCUGGCCGCAAUACAGGAUUUGACAUGGAUGAAACUGAUUUGGCUGCGAUGGAACAGUGUGAUGGGGUGGUUGUUGCUUCUGCAAUAUUUGGAGCCUUUGAUGACGUCCAACAGCCGAGUAAUAUCAGUGAAUACUCCAAACAGACUGUCUGCUUCUUCAUGUUUGUGGAUGAAGAAACAGAAGCAUAUUUGAAGCAGCAUGGUGGUCUUGACAGCAGUAGGAAGAUUGGAAUUUGGAGAAUUAUUGUUGUUCAUAAUCUUCCUUACAUGGAUGGGAGACGCAAUGGAAAGGUUCCAAAGCUAUUAUCACAUAGGAUGUUUCCAAAUGCCCGCUAUUCUUUAUGGAUCGAUGGGAAACUUGAACUUGUGGUAGAUCCGUAUCAAAUUUUGGAAAGGCAUUUAUGGAGAAAAAAUGCAAGUUUUGCGAUUUCUAGACAUUACAAACGUUUUGAUGUGUUUGUGGAAGCCGAGGCUAAUAAAGUAGCUGGGAAGUAUGAUAAUGAGUCCAUCGACUUUCAGAUUGAUUUCUAUAGAAAGGAGGGUUUGACCCCAUACUCUGAGGCCAAGCUUCCUAUUACAAGUGAUGUACCUGAAGGAUGUGUAAUAAUAAGGGAGCAUGUUCCAAUUACCAACCUUUUUACUUGUCUUUGGUUCAACGAAGUUGACCUCUUUACUUCAAGGGACCAAAUCAGUUUCUCCACUGUGAGAGAUAAGGUUCAUGCAAAGACAAAUUGGACGGUCAACAUGUUUUUGGACUGCGAAAGGCGCAAUUUUGUUGUUCAGAAAUAUCAUAGAGAUGUUUUAGAGCACAUGGCGCAUCCUCCUCCCCCACCCGCUUUGGUGUAUGAACCACCGACUAAACCAGCGCUUGAAUCUGCAGCUGAAAAGGGUGUGAAUGUUCCAGUUCGGAAAACAAGGCGGGGAAGAAAAUCAGGCUCUAGGCGGCACCGUAAAGUUGCAGCUGGUGACAGGGACAUGGAUUCAAGUUAAAAGUUUUGUUAGAGAAAAAUGCCAUUUCUUUUCCUUGCCUCUGGAAAAUUAUCUGUUGCAAGGAUUGAAGAUUAAUGGAAGAUGAGUGUUGUAGUUGUUUUUAGCACACAUAAUAAUGUCUCAAUUCUUUUUCUUUUUGUUAUCAUAGUUUUGAAUUUUUUUUGGCUCUUUUUAUUUUAUGAUUCAUUUUUUUGUUGUAUAUAAUAUAUACAUUAUAAUUUCCAAUAAUUAUAAAUAUGGGGUUCUUUCCAA